AAAGUGCAAUAUGGCUUUACCAGGAAGGGAAUACGAGUAAAUCUCCUGUGGUGAGUGACUAGUGCUGUUAAUAUUCCAUUAAAGUCAACGUUUCUCUGCUACGAUUAAAUGCAUAGACUAAUACACUAAGAAUCGAUUGAAAUGGGCGUUUUAUGAAUUCAUCAACACGACCCAGAAGACAGCAGGAUCUACUCAUAUACAAUGAGACUGAAGCUGGAGCUGUCUUGAUGUGCUGCUGUCACUGAACUCCCAAGUCCUCAAGAAUGCAGCCUGCUUGCCAGUAUGGUACGUCUGAGGUCCAGCUGAAAGUGGACUUUUUCCGUAAGCUGGGCUACUCAUCAAAAGAGGUGCAGACAGCCCUGCUGAAACUAGGCUUGGACACUGACACGAAUACUGUACUGGGGGAACUGGUGCGCUCUGGAGCCAGAGAGUCACCCACAGUGAAUCAGGAGAGUGAUGAUGGAAUCUCUGGAUUUAGCUACAGAGGGGGUGGUGGAUCCAUCAGUAAAGACCUCCACAGGGACAUUCAGCGCUCACCAGCAGUAGAUGAAACUGACAGUGACUUAAAACCCAUUGUGAUUGAUGGAAGCAAUGUGGCUAUGGGUCAUGGAAACAAGGAAGUUUUUUCAUGUCGUGGAAUUGAGCUGGCAGUGAACUACUUCCUUGAGAGAGGACACAGAAACAUCACAGUUUUUGUGCCCUCAUGGCGAAAAGAGCAGCCAAGGCCAGAUGUCCCAAUUUCAGAUCAGCACAUUCUAGCAGAGCUGGAAAGGAGAAAGAUUGUUGUAUUCACGCCCUCCCGGCGGGUGGGAGGUAAGCGGGUGGUCUGCUAUGAUGAUCGCUUCAUCGUCAAACUUGCUUAUGAACUGGAUGGCAUUAUUGUGUCCAACGACACAUACCGUGACCUUCAGUGUGAACGACCUGAAUGGAAGCGCUGCAUUGAGGAGGGGCUUCUCAUGUACUCCUUUGUCAAUGACAAGUUCAUGCCACCAGAUGACCCUCUUGGUCGCCAUGGUCCAAGCUUGGAUAAUUUCCUCAGAAAGAAACCUCUGCUACCAGACACCAAGCGCCAGCUUUGUCCAUAUGGAAAAAAAUGCACAUACGGAAUCAAAUGCAAGUUUUAUCACCCAGAGCGAACUAGCCAGUCGCAGCGUUCUCUUGCAGAUGAACUGAGGGACAAUGCCCGUCUGUCCAGUUCUGCCCGAUGCUGUUCAGAGGAAAGUCAAAGAUCAGGAGCAUCCCUCAAAAGGCCCUGCCACAAUGAGUCUGGCUUCAGUUCAUACGUUCCCUCUUUAGAGCAAGAGCUGGAGUACAAGCUAACCCUGGAAUCUGCUGUUUGUGUACCCAGACACCAACUCAGUGAAAGCAUGCAGCACUACAGGAAUGAUGUUCCUACCAAGUACCAGGCCUCCACCCCAGCUAGCCACACUCCUCUAAACUGGCAUAGCCUGUACUCCGCAUACCUCAAUAAUCCUCCAUCUAGCUCAGAUUCUGGCCUUGGCUCCUACGAAAGCCAGCUUUCAGACACAUCUCAAGGAUGUGAUGAUUCAUACAGGAUUAGCUCUAGGGAUAAUAAUAGGUUUUAUGAGAAAAAAGAUGCAUCUCUUGCUUGCAUUUGCUCUUCAGAGUCAGUUGCCCAACCAAGCAUCCAUCAGUACCCUCUUGCCCAGCAUCCACCCAACUGCUUUGAUUAUGGUGCACUCCAGUUCCAUAGGCCAUCUAGCAAUCAACAUUACAGCCUUCCCAGUUACUUACAGCCUAAUGGGCUUCAUCGCAGCCAACCAAAACCGUGUUCUGACACAGUGUGGCUCCGGCAGACUCAGACAGGUUUUAGUUUACCCAUACCUCUCCAUGCUGUUGGACCCCACAGGCACGCUGAUGUUUAUGGGAGCAGCCAAGGAGCGCUCAGUCCCAACACUGUUCCAUUUGAGGCAGAGCGAGAAGAGACAAGGAAGAAACUCCAUGCAAUUUUUAAUCCUCAUCAUGUGGAUAAGGUUAUGGGAAUGUUCCCGAAGCUAAAAGAUGCCCAACAACUUGCAGCAGAGAUUCUCAAGCUCAAGUCCAAAGGACAGUUGUCCUAAUUGUUCUAUGCUCUCUGGUGAUAAAGAGAUGCUUUAAUUAGAGCAGAGCAUAUUUUUUUUCUUAUAUGAAAUUGAGCUCAAGACUAAAUGUUGAAUAAUUCUGAAUCUGAGAAACUGUAUUAUUGCUAUCUUUCUUAACAAUGUUUUUCAUUUUUUUUCUUUGAAUGUUUUGGCUUUUGCCAGAAGUCUUAAGGUUAAUGAUACCUGAAUGUCACCUCACAUAGUAAAUGUGAUGACUGUAUGACAUGAAAGUCAAGUUAUAUCUCACUACAGCAUUUAUAUCAUGCUGUAUUGUUAAAAUGUAUUGAUAAGUCAUGCUUGUAUUGUUAAAUGUUUGUUGUUGAUGCACAUUGCAUCCUUGAUUAUUUUGAAUUUGGUAUGUAAAGAUGUAUUAUUGUGACCCACAGAUGUUUUAACAUUGCUCACUGUGUCUUAAAUGACUUUCAGAAAUAUAAUAUUUCAAUAACUGCCUUCAGCCAAAGUUUUUUUUUUUUUAAUAAUUGAUUUUUUUAUUUCAAUUGUAUCACUAGUAGGUCAUUCUAUAAACAGGGUAAACAAUUAUCCUUUAACCAGGGUAAACAAAUACUUUAGUAAGUUAGUAAAUGUAGUACAUUUAAUUUGCUUAAGUAUUAUUUCAUUGUUCAUAUUGAUUCUUAUAUUACAUUUAGUUAACAUUAAUUUUGCAGUGCCACAGGGCAUUACAUUUGACACUCUGCACUUUUAAUUGAGUUUCUAUCAACAGACUUCCAUAAAUGAAAAUCAUACAGGAACACAGUGGAAUAAAUUUGCACAUUCUAAUAUCUUUGGUCUCACAUAGAUUCAGUCGCACUGUACUGUUUCCUAAGCGUUCUGCUGUCUGCGCCAUAGAAUUAUUGGAUGAUUAACACCCUGCAUAAAAAUGAGCAAAAUGAUUGGAUAAACUAAGCAUUACACACAGUAAUUCAACGUUUUCAUUCAUCAGGAUAAACUAUCCAAUUUCUGAGCAGACUAACUAAACUGAUAAUCUAUUACUUAAGCAAUAUUUUUUUUUUUGCAAAAUAUACUUAUGUACCAUCACUAUUGAUAGCUUUUUUAAUGUUUUGUUUGAUCUCAGUCCCCAAUUACACUCUCAAUUACAAUGGGUGAACGUUCAACACAAAAUUGACAGAUAGUUGUUGCCUGAACUCAGAUUUAUUUUCAAGACCAUGACAUGACCAACACCACACAUGGCUGAGUCUAUGACAAGACUGAGACGAGACACUCAGGUGUGUGCUGGUUGUAGUAUUUCCCUAACCUGAUGUGAAAUUGCUCUCACCAAAAUAUCCCAUCUACUUUGGUAUUAACAUUUUGUACAAAUAAGCACACAGGACAUACAUAAUACAUCUUACAAAUAUAGUCUCUUGAAAUUGGUGCUAUGUAACUCUAUAUGAAGAGAUAUACAUUUGCAAAAUGUACUGUAACAGGUACAUUAAAAAGUACAUGUUCAUGAAGAUGACGUUAGGCUUGUGGGUGUUGGUGGGAAAAUAUUUUAAGUCUUCAUAGGCCGAGACCAAGACAAGACUGAGACUACCGAUUUGUGCUCUUAAGACCAACACCAGUCUUGUGUAAUACAACAAUAAUUUCCAUGUGCUUAAAAAGCCAUUACCAUAAGAAAAUGUUUGAGACAGUUAAAAAUUUGCCCAGAAUUAGACCCAUGGGUACAAUGACAUACUGAGAAGGACUGUGAAAGAUGAAAAAAAAGAGCUCAAAGACAGGAGUUUCUUAAAGCAUGUCUCAUAAAAUGCAGUAACUAAACUUCACCAAGCUUCAUUAAGACUAAAAUGCACAUUAUAUAUACUGUCUAUUGUGAUGGGAAAAAAAAAAAACUCAAAAACUUGUGGUUAUUACCACUAGCAGGUUGACAAAGCAAGACUGUAUAUACAGAAAACCACUUGAUGCAUCAUUGGGGAUGUUUUGUGGCUGGUGGUUCAGGGGCUCUUGUGAGAACAUUAUAAAUUAUGUUUGUAAGUAACAGAAUAUUUCACCACAAAACCUGCUUGCCUCUGCCAGGAGGAUCAGACAGCAAUAAAUAGCUUUUCAAUACAUUAAUAAGCCAAACAUUCUCCCAGAUCAACACAGUGUUAAACACAGAAAGUGUUUUGCAGUGAUUAUUUCAUUCAAUUUGAACCCUACUGAGAACCCCAGCACAAUAUUAAUAUAAGAACAUAGGGAUA
This is a messenger RNA of Hemibagrus wyckioides, 4273 nucleotides long. It is a transcript of the gene zc3h12aa, whose product is annotated as ribonuclease ZC3H12A. Gene Ontology annotation, biological process: 3'-UTR-mediated mRNA destabilization; nuclear-transcribed mRNA catabolic process, RNase MRP-dependent. Gene Ontology annotation, cellular component: cytoplasmic ribonucleoprotein granule; nucleus. Gene Ontology annotation, molecular function: mRNA binding; metal ion binding; RNA endonuclease activity. The coding region runs from base 264 to 2081 and encodes 605 amino acids. The transcript is spliced from 6 exons. Lineage: Eukaryota; Metazoa; Chordata; Actinopteri; Siluriformes; Bagridae. The record is from RefSeq and is a predicted model, not a curated record.